Molecule: messenger RNA, 753 nt
Organism: Puma concolor (puma)
Lineage: Eukaryota; Metazoa; Chordata; Mammalia; Carnivora; Felidae
Product: proline-rich protein 23A-like
Source: RefSeq, a predicted model, not a curated record
AUGGGCAGCCGGCCCCGCAGCCCCAGCGCCUACCCUGCGCCCUGUCCCGGACCGUCGACCGGAGGACCCGGCCCCGCCAAGCGCAGACGAACCGAGGAGCUUGCAGGCCUGGAAGGCCUGGAGGGGCCCCCGGCCGCCGGUGCCCUCACCUCGGUGGUGGUCCUGGCCACGGGAUGUGCCCUGCAGAUGUCCCUGGACGACGUCGACCUGGUGCUGGAGCCCGAGCCAACGUCGGUCCUGCAAGUGUCUGUCAAAGAGCUCACCCUGCUGCUGGUCCCCGAGGCCCUCCUGCGCUCAGGAGAGCAGGGCCACUCGCUUGUCGGCCUGGAACCCGGCGCUUUCCUGGGCGCGCCCGGGCAUGACGUCGCCGUCGAGCAAGGAUUCUUCUGCGCAUCUGUCCCACAGAUGGCCCCCCAAGAAGAGGCCUAUGAGGAAGACGCGGACCCCGCGUUCCUGUCGCCUCGGAUAGACCCUGCAGCCGGCUCCGUCGCUGGGCUCCGCCCCUGCGCGGGAAGCGUGGCCAACCCCUACCGUGUGGGCCAGGUACCAGAGCCGCGGUCUUGGGCCCCCACUCCUAGUCCAGAGAGACGCUCUUCUUUCCGCUACUUCAACCUGGACGUCCACCUUCUGGAGCCCUUCCCCGACUCGCCACUCCAACCUCUACCUCCCUCUCCGAGUCCAGGCCCCCACGCGCGCCCCCAGCGCCCUCCGGGUCCUUCUCGCAAGGCCCGGAGACGUCUGUUCCAGGAAUGA